AAAUCCUGCUUAAUAUUCAUGAGCAACUAUCGGAGCUUUAAGUCGUUGAUUAGGACAGCAGCACAGCUUUCUGUCCCAACUGCCCGGCUGGCUGGCUGUGUAUGUGUGUGCGCGCGUGUGUGUCUAUAGCCCCUUUUCCCGGCUGUCACAUACACACUGCACACACACGCUUCCUCACGUCUACACACACUCGCAGAGCCGAUCAGUGCAGGCAGCGCAGACCAGAGCCUGGUAAUUGUGCUACUCCCUCCAAGUGCAAGGAAGGACUGGGCGCGAGAGAAAGAGAGAGAGAGAGGGGGGACGACCAGAGACAGAAGAGGAGGAGAAAGAGGAAACAUAUCAAAACUUUGAUUUUUUUUAUUCUUUUUCGUGUUUUUUUGCCGUUUCCAUAAAGGAGGUUGGCGUGACAAUGACCCGGUACCGCUGAUGGAGUCGGUAGGACAUCCCUUAUCCGAGUGUUUUUUAAUGCACUCUGAACAAGAAAUGAACUUAUCGAAGGGGCCUUUGGUGAACAGCAGCAGCGAAGAUAACGCCAAGUCGACAUAUGUUAAAUGCGGCGCCGGCGCCUGGAGGAUGCACCAGAGCUACGAUUCACUAGAAGCCAACCACAUGAGAGACCCACAUGCCCUCUACAACCCCAGGCUUCUCUGCAGAAUGUCCAGUAAGGAGCGCCACCUUGAGUCCAAUUGUCCGUCUUCGUAUAUAAAGACUGAACCCUCGAGUCCUGCCUCUCUGACUGACAGUCUAAACCAUCACUCCCCUGGUGGCUCCAGUGACGCCUCAGGCUCAUACUCAUCCACUAUGAACGGCCACCCAAACGGUUUAGACUCCCCGAGCCUUUAUGGUUCCAACGCGGGACCCCUGGGACCUGUUGGAGGCCCAGGGUCAAAACGUUACGAGGACUGUUCAUCAACUAUCGGGGAAGAUUCGCAAAUAAAGUGCGAGUACAUGUUGAAUUCCAUGCCGAAGAGGUUGUGUCUGGUGUGCGGGGACAUUGCAUCAGGGUAUCACUAUGGAGUUGCAUCGUGUGAGGCCUGCAAAGCCUUCUUCAAACGCACCAUUCAAGGGAACAUUGAGUACAGCUGUCCAGCCACCAACGAGUGUGAGAUCACCAAAAGGAGACGCAAAUCGUGCCAGGCGUGCCGCUUUAUGAAGUGUCUGACCGUGGGCAUGCUGAGAGAGGGUAAGGGAAAAGGAGUUCGUCUUGACAGGGUCCGUGGUGGAAGACAGAAAUAUAAACGCCGGAUAGAUGCAGACAACAGUCCGUACCUGAACCCACAACUGGCUUUGCCCCCCAAGAAGCCAUUUGCCUUUGGCUGCCUUGCAGAUAACAAAAUCGUCUCUCACCUGCUGGUGGCCGAGCCAGAGAAGAUAUACGCCAUGCCCGACCCGACAGUACCAGACAGCGACAUCAAGGCCCUGACUACGCUGUGUGACCUGGCAGACAGAGAGCUGGUUGUCAACAUUGGCUGGGCCAAACACAUCCCUGGUUUCUCCACGCUUUCUUUAGCAGACCAGAUGAGUCUACUUCAGAGUGCAUGGAUGGAGAUAUUAAUUCUGCGCGUCGUGUACCGUUCACUGUCGUUUGAAGACAAGCUGGUGUAUGCGGAGGAUUACAUCAUGGAUGAGGACCAGUCCAAACUAGCUGGGCUCCUUGACCUGAACAACGCCAUCCUUCAGCUGGUCAAGAAGUACAAAGCUGUAAAACUGGAGAAGGAGGAAUUUGUCACCUUAAAGGCCAUCGCCUUGGCAAACUCAGACUCAAUGCAUAUUGAGGAUGUUGAUGCAGUGCAGAAGCUCCAGGACGUGCUCCACGAGGCCCUGCAGGACUAUGAGGCUUCCCAACACCAGGAGGAUCCCCGCCGGGCGGGCAAGCUGCUCAUGACCCUCCCCCUGCUCCGUCAGACCUCCACCAAGGCUGUGCAGCACUUCUACAGCAUCAAGCAGGAUGGAAAAGUCCCAAUGCACAAACUCUUCUUGGAGCUGCUGGAAGCUAAGGUGUGAGGAUAGGGAAGGAGAAGACACCAGUCUGAAUCACCAGAGCUUCGUCUCAAACUUUGAUCAACAACUUGAAUGACCUCUUGCUCUUUCACAUGCAAACACUCCUACACACACGCAGACAAACACACACGGUUUGCUUGGCUAUUUUAUCGCUCUAUGACUAAAGAAUCUAUCUAGACCCAAAACCUGAACCCCAAGCCACUAGUUGACUAAAGGGCGUCCACUGCUCUCUGUUUUGGGGGAAAUGUGUGGACAGCUGGACUUGACCCCUCCCCUUGGACCAACUGAACAAGACAUUACGCACAGUGACUCGCAUGUCCAGGUUGUGACAAAGACUUAUGCAUCGAGUAAAAAUGAAGAUGUUAUUAAUGACACACAAUAAUGAGGACACCUUUAAAAGAUCAAUAGAAAAUUAUGUUGUAGUUAAAAGGCUGUAAGACUGCACUUGUGCCCCCCACCCCCACCCCCACCCAUGUCACCAAAAAGAGUUUUUUUUUUGUGUUCAAGAAGAAAAUGAAUGAGGAACACUUGGAAAGUGUUCAUGACAUUUGUUGUACAGAGGAGUCCGGAUGGAUAGACGGGAAGAAAAGAAGAGAUCCGCCCAGCCAAAGGAUGGAAUCAUCCAUUCAGAGGAGGCCUGCUACCUUUACUGUCACAUCCCGAUCUGUUUCUGGUUCUGAGUGGUUCUCAGUCCUGGGCCUGGCUCCCCGUUCUGACAGGCAUUUACAUUUUCUGUGGUUGUUGUGAAAGCCAGCCACGCUGAGAGCUUCUCAGACCAGGACUGGAAACAACCGCUUCAAACAUUUUCUGGUGGUUCCUGAAUUUCGUACCUUGUUUACAGAUGGCCCUUCUGUUUCAGCUACAACUUUAACCGUCUGUUGAACUUGCCGAGGACAGACGUCUCCGGCCUCCUGGAAUAGUAUCGUAACAGUGUUUGUGCACUUGGUGAAGCUAAAAAUUAUUUAAAUAAGGACAAAUAAUACCUGAGGUGUGUUAGUUAUCAGACUGUUUUUUUAUAAAUAUACAAAUUUGUAGAAGAUGAAAUCAAACUUUUGAAAAUUCCCAAAAAGCUUAAUAACUGUUCCCAUUUUUCUGUGGAACUAACAGUCUUUCAGUCACUCCUCUUGUGUUUGGAUGCUUGUUUGGAACAUUUUUAGCUCAUUCACAAACCGAGUCGCAGCUCUCCACACACCACUCUGCUCAUGUGCCGUAAACAAAGGUCUGGCCCACUUCUACUCACCGUCCCGACAACAAAAAAACACUCUUUUGUCCUGUGGCGUUCACAACUUCCAGCUCAUUUCUUGGGUCAGUGCAGAAAUAUCUUUGUGUCUCUUUCAGGGAAUGAGCUUCACUCACAUAGCCAAGUCCAAAUCAGAAAGACAAGUUGUUGUUUUUUUCCCCUACUUUAGAAGUAAUAACACUAAUAUUAGGGUUGUAAAUAAUUUUCAUCUUGUAUAUGACAUAACGCAACUCUGCUUUUCAUCUUAAAACUCUCCUCUUAAAACUGAGGAAAUCAACAUGGCUUUUUUUUUUCUAUCAGCCUCGACACUUGCAGCAAUUAUCACAUAUAUAAAACUAAUGCAUAAUCAGUUCAUCUUAGAACCUCUGAGCUAUCAGGUUUGUUUGUUUUUUUUUUGCUUUGUUUUUAUCAAAUUUACUUUAUAAUGCAUGAAAGAUGUGGUCUGAAACAAACAUGCUGAUACAGGAGUCACUGGUGAGGUUAUUGUUUUCACUACUCAGUCCAUUGAGGUCACAUGACUCCCUGGCCCCUCCCUCUAUUCAGCUCCUCGUUUAUGUCGUUAGUGCUGAUGACUCUAACCAGUUUCCAACACAGCUCACCUGGUUCGGUCACCUGUUGGCCUAGCAGCAUGUUUGCUUCAGACCACACCUUCUAAGCCUCCGACUCCCAACCCACGUUUCAGAACUGAAGAAACUUCUUAAGAUGAGAGGCGGAUCAGCUAAACUUUAGUGAACUUGUCAAAAGUAAACGUGUAAUCAGGGAACGCCAGGAUUAGAUGCGACUUCCAUUUUCUUCCUAAAAGGGUUGAUUUUGAGUAAUUGGCUAAUAGACUAUUUACACUGUUCGUACUAUUUAUGUGUCUUUUAUUUAUCAAAAACACUGAGUCUAAUUCAAGUGAGCCAUAUAAAGCCAACAGUAAAUACCAUGUUUUGCCCGUUUUGCAUAAGGUGCUAGCCAUAUGAUUUGGUGUUGGGACCAUCUGAUCUUAGCUUGGGAAGAAGCAAAAUUGUGCAAGCAAUAAGAAGUUUUUAGCUUCUUGUUAGCUCACCACCAUAGACUGUAUAGCGCUACAGGUUUUGCCAGUAAAAGUCAUUCAUACCGUGUUUUUCUUCCAUCCAUGACUGAAUAGAACAAUUUAGGUAAGAUGUCCCUUUCCCAAAUAUAUUAAUGCUUUAAACACCAGCUGCCCUGUAAACAUUAAAGAGCAAGUCACCCCCAAAUAUACAUUUUUGGCUGAUGAACUAUAUAAAUGAGUGUCAAAUUCUUGCUGUAGACGUGUGUAGUCAAUAAUUUGGCACUUUAAUGCAUCUUAAUUAAAAUUUAAAUAUUCUGCCGAAAACUGUCAGUGUUGCGCCGUCUUCAGGUCAAAACUCUGCACUGCAUUUGACUUUAAAUGUGCCACCGCUGUUGGCUAAGAGUACACUGUCACGUUAGUUGGUCCAUUAUGAUGUCACAAUGUCAUUGUCAGCCUGUGUGCGUGCGUGCGUGCGUGCGUGCGUGCGUGUGUGUGUGUGUGUGUGUGUGUGUGUGUGUGUGUUAGUGGCUCUCAGGAAGUGGGAGUUUAGUAAGACUCUGGUAGGGGGUGAGUUGCUCUUUAAACACAGCACAGGUUUAACAUUCUUAUACAGUCUAUGCUUGCUAACAUCUUUUUUAUUGAAAUAAUUUAAAGUUGAAAUCUUAAAAAUCAUGUAGCGUUAAACAUUUUGACAGUUUUACAGAUGAGAGUGGAAUUAUAUCAAAUACUUGUUACCAUUUGUUUUUGUAUUUGCAUUUUAUCUAUCUAGCAAAUUUGCUCAUUGUAAUCAUCAUCCUUCAUGUAAACCCAACUGUUAAGGUCUGUCAGAUUAGGAUUUUAAGAUGUGAUUUUAACUAAACUGUAGCUUUAACAGAUUUUAAAUGAAGAUUCGACUUUUGUUAACUGUCUGCACAUUUGCUCCUUUAAAUCCACACAGCUUUUUUUUCUAGAAACAGGAAAUGGAAAAGCUGAGCUGAUAGAAAGUUGUGUUGCAUUUUUCUGUUGGAUGGAGAGACUUUUAUCUCAUUGACGAAACACGAACCGUCUGGCUGCUUCAGCUGGUAGAGUUGACGAAAUCAACUAAGUGAUUAUUUUUUUAUGGUUUGAGUAUUUUUUGAUGCCAAAUAAGAAUGCCAAAACAGGUUACCUUGACAACAUCUACUGUAAAAGAGCUGAGGAGUGCAGCAGUGUAAGUGUAGUUGGCCUCUAACACCACACGUUCUGUAUCAGUAUUAUUAUGAUUAAGGGUAUUUUUUCUACCUUCUUUAACCCUGUAUAUUGUAAAUUAAACAGAUUGUAAUUCUAACAUACAUUUUAUUGUAAACAAAUUCAAGAAAAGCAAAGAAAAAAAUGUAGCUCAGCUUGUGUGUUUCAUGUUUGCCGUUUAUCUGUAAAGAAAAAAUAGAUUUUUCUUUUAUUGGACAAGUUUAUGUUUUGAAAUCCUCUUUCGGUUUGAGUUUUCCUCCUCUGUUGGAACCUUUAAGGCGCUGCUGUGUGCUUUUGCUUGUGGUGAUUACCGUCUCUGUGCCGUGUGUUUCUCUUGUAGACAAACAGACUAGAGUAGAGGCCAUGUUGUCCGUCCGGCAGAUCCGUCUGCUAGGACUCUGAGCGCUAGAUCCACUCGUAACGAAACCAAACCGGACAUAAGACUCUAUUAGGAAUUUAACUGGCAGGAUCCAAGUACAUACCCCUUCCAAGCUAUACGUAAUUAAAUAUCAAGUAUCUAAAUAAACACCUUAACAAGUAUUUAAACAGGGAUCAUUUGUGUAACCUUCCUAUAGAAUAAACAAUAGACUGUGUAUCUUUAGGUUUAAAUAAAAAGACAGUUGAGCUAUUCGGAUCUGUAGUCUUUUAUUUUAUGUACAUAUCUGUCCUCCAUGCAGCUCAGCUCAGUCAUUACAUUUACUGUUUCAAAAACGACUAAAGGAGAAUUCCAGUUUUAGCUUCCUCACUGGGAAAUUAUAUUUUUCCAACAGGAAUGGGUUAAAGGGGCAAAACAACCUUUCUCUACAUCAUACAUUGUUGGUACUACUGUCUAAUAAAAUCACACUUCUGCUCAGACUUUGGGGACUUUUUUCAAGUUUUUUUAGCGAGUAAAUACAGGAACAUUUGCAGCUGAAGUUGCGAAUAAACUCUUUUGUGUGUAAAUACAAACUCGGGCCCCUUGUCAGGAGGACGGUGUUUAAUACCGUUCACUGUACAUUCAUUAUUCCGCACAAAAUUGAUGCCAGAAAGGUGCUCUCUUCUUACUGUUGUUUGGGUUUUGUUACUGUUCUGUUUAUCUUUUUAUUUAUUUUUAAGCUGUCCCUGUGAACCUCUGACCUGUUCAACUGGAAACGUUUUUUCAUGGCUGUAAAAAUCUAAAUGACUGCGGGGUAAAAAAUGGAGGCCAAUGCUUCUAAGCUGUUGCUUGUAGCUACGAUGUGCAGCAGGAAGCAUUUUACGACGAGCACUGUUUUUCCUCACUAAGGAAAUGUCUGAAGGCUGUAUGAUAUAAAGGCAAAAGUUGUACUUUUUUGUGUUUGGUUGCAAAGCUACCAGGGGGCAGUGGGAGACUGACCGCCUCUGUAUUUGCUGAACUUUGACCUGUUUGCACUUUGGGCGUCGCGUCGUUGCCCUCAUUUUGAGCUUAGAUCCAUUAGCUGCAAACACACCAUGUAAAAUUAGUUUAGCUGAAGCCGAGGGAUCCGUUUUUGAGUCGCUGUGACAAAAUAAGAUUGACCAUCUUCCCCUGAAUCUUGGUAAAGCUUUGUUGGGCUCUACGAUGAUUUGUCCCUCAGUUUAUUUUAAUCCCCAACUGUAACUGCCCCUCGUGCUGCAGCUUGUCUGAAUUAGCAGAUGUAUUAAAAAAUACUAAAGACAAAGGGAAACUUUUUAAACAUUGGAACAAAGUGGAUAUCUAAGGAUUUUUAAAAGCCCUUGAGCAGUGGAGAAAAGUUGCUGAUGGGGAAGGACCUUGUAGUAUUACUGAAAACAUGUCCGUAGAUUUUAGAUGUGCUUCACAUCAGUAAAUAAAUAAUUAAAAAAAGACAAAUAAUAACCUGUAUAUUUUUGUGACGUGUAUCAUACAAGUGUGCUCCAACAAUACUGUCCAUUUGUGUAAAUGUAUUUAUUUCACAUUGUAUAUAUUGUUCAUUGCAAAAAGAGAGACCUAUGAUUCUGUAACUUAAACUAUUAUGGGUUGAAACAUUACAUGUGUUACUCCAAACUAUGCCUUUCAGGAUUAUUACAGUAGAGCAAUAUCAAUUAAAACCAGGCUUCCAGUUUUGA
Nothobranchius furzeri (turquoise killifish) is the source of this 7526-nucleotide messenger RNA. It is a transcript of the gene esrrga, whose product is annotated as estrogen-related receptor gamma a. Gene Ontology annotation, cellular component: nucleus; chromatin. Gene Ontology annotation, biological process: regulation of transcription by RNA polymerase II; nuclear receptor-mediated steroid hormone signaling pathway. Gene Ontology annotation, molecular function: steroid binding; nuclear steroid receptor activity; nuclear receptor activity. The record is from RefSeq and is a predicted model, not a curated record. Lineage: Eukaryota; Metazoa; Chordata; Actinopteri; Cyprinodontiformes; Nothobranchiidae.